Kazachstania africana CBS 2517 is the source of this 1344-nucleotide messenger RNA. It is a transcript of the gene TNA1, whose product is annotated as Tna1p. Gene Ontology annotation, molecular function: transmembrane transporter activity. Gene Ontology annotation, cellular component: membrane. NCBI's taxonomy places the organism in Eukaryota, Fungi, Ascomycota, Saccharomycetes, Saccharomycetales, Saccharomycetaceae. Bases 1 to 1344 code for a protein of 447 amino acids. The record is from RefSeq and is a predicted model, not a curated record. Gene Ontology annotation, biological process: transmembrane transport. The transcript has a single exon.
AUGGACAUGUACAUUAUUCCUUUAAUGGGACUAUUAUAUUUUCUAUCCAACUUAGAUAAAUCAAAUAUUGGUAAUGCUCAAAUUGCAGGUUUAACCGAGGAUUUAAAUCUUGUUGGUACGCAAUAUAACGUCUGUGUCACUUUAUUCUAUGUCACUUACAUUGUUUUCGACCCAGUGGGCUCUACAAUUUUGAAAUUCCUCGGUCCAAAAUUGAUGCUAAGUACUUCCUUAUUUGCCUUUGGUGUUAUCUCAUUUUGUACUGCCUGGGUCAAAAAUUAUCAUGGAUUAUUGGUGAUUAGGUUAUUGCUGGGUGCUUCCGAAGGUCUAAUCUAUCCGGCCAUUAACAUGUACCUAUCCGUUUGUUACAGGAGGGAACAAUACGCAAAAAGAUUUGCAUAUGUGUUCACGGCAGCCUGUAUAUCGUCCUCAUUUGGAGGUCUCAUUUCUUAUGGUUGCGCUCACAUUAACGGUUCAUUAAGUGCAUGGCAAUAUAUCUUCAUUGUUGAAGGUUGUAUUUCUAUUGGCUGUGUUCCUUUAUUCAUAUUUGGUUUGAGCAAGCAUUUACAGGAUUCCUGGUUUUUUGAUGAAGAAGAAAAAGAAUAUGUUAUUGAAAGAUAUAAAUCGAUGAGUACCUUCAACCCAGCUGAUCAAUUUAGUUGGUAUCAAGUUUUCUUAGCCGUUAAAGAUGUUAAAACAUGGGUCUGUUCAAUCGCAUUGUUUGGUAUUGAUCUAACGACUUUCGGGUUAACCGUCUUUUUACCAAGCAUCAUUACUACAAUGGGUUUUACAAAUGUUAGAGCCCAAUUAAUGACUGUUCCAGUUUAUUUCCUUUCAGCAGUUACAUUCUUCAUAUGUGCAUUAUAUUCAGAUAAAUGGAAAAUUAGAUUUCCAUUCAUUAUGGGUGCAUGUCUAAUAACAUCAGUGGGAUUAGCAAUCGUAUUAGGAUCUGAAAUCCACGGUGUAAGAUACUUUGGAGUCUUCAUACUUUGCAUGGGUAUUUACGUCAGUGCUGCCUGUAAUUGUUUAUGGUUAAGUGGUAAUAACGCUAACUACUAUAAGAGAGCUACAGCUUUAGGUAUCAAUUUAUUCUUUGGUUCAGGUUCGGGUAUCCUUUCAGGUCAAGUCUUCUUAACAAAGGACAAACCAAAAUACACUCUGGGUCUAUCACUCUGUUUGGGGUUCCAACUACUUUCUUUUAUAUUGACUUUUGUUCAAUUUCUACUGUAUUGGAAAGAAAAUAAGAAGAAAGAAAAAAUCAUUAGUCGUUAUAGAGAAAUUGAUGAACCUGUACCAUAUGACGAAUUAUUAGGGGACCUCAACCCAGAAUUCCGCUACAUGUACUGA